AGGUCUGGCUCUGUUUUCUGUUGUGCUCCCUAGCUGCUUCAAAUGCAUGUAGUUUUGAGAGUAUUUGGGAAAGCUGUAGUCAGGUAAGAUAUUGUAGGUAGAUCUGACUAGGAAAUGUUUAUUCCACAUUAACAGGUUCAGAGUGUCCUUUAGUAAUGCUCUUUUUCUAGUUGUCUUAUUUCUUCAUGAGGAGGUUCUCUAAAAUAAAAUGUUGCCAUGUUGUUGCCUGACAGCUUUUAUUCAAUAGAUAAUAUUUUGUUUCAACAUUUCUUUUUUUUUCUUCUUUUUCUUCUUAGUUGCUGAUGUAGAGUCAAAAUGAGUGGAUUAGGAGAAAACUCCUUAGAUCCACUGACUACUGAUUCCAGAAAACGAAAAUUGCCAUGUGAUACUCCAGUACAAGGUCUGACUGGUAGUGGUGAGAAGUGGCGUCGGGAGCAAGAGAGUAAAUACCUGGAGGAACUGGCAGAGUUGAUAUCUGCUAAUCUAAGUGACAUCGACAGUUUCAAUGUCAAACCAGAUAAAUGCGCAAUUUUGAAGGAAACUGUGAGACAGAUCCGACAGAUAAAGGAACAAGGAAAGGCAGCUUCCAUUGAUGAUGAUGUUCAGAAAGCUGAUGUGUCUUCAACAGGGCAGGGAGUUAUUGAUAAAGAUUCCUUAGGACCACUUUUACUGCAGGCCUUGGAUGGUUUUCUCUUUGUGGUUAAUCGAGAUGGAACCAUUGUAUUUGUGUCAGAAAAUGUUACACAGUACCUUCAGUAUAAGCAGGAGGACUUGGUUAAUACUAGUGUCUACAGUAUCUUGCAUGAAGAUGACAGGAAGGAUUUUCUCAAGAAUUUGCCUAAGUCAGCAGUUAGUGGAGAUCCAUGGACAAGCGAGACACCUAGACAAAAAAGUCAUACAUUUAAUUGCCGUAUGUUGGUGAAAAUAGUUCAUGAUAUUCUAGAUGAUGUGGGGAAUAGUCCUGAUAUGCGCCAGAGAUAUGAGACAAUGCAGUGUUUUGCCUUGUCUCAGCCACGUGCUAUGAUGGAGGAGGGAGAAGAUUUACAAUCUUGUAUGAUCUGCGUGGCACGCCGCCUCACUGCAGUGGAAAGAGUAUUUCCCUCAAAUCCUGAAAGCUUUAUUACUAAACAUGACCUUUCAGGCAAAGUUGUUACUAUAGAUACAAACUCACUGAGGUCUUCUAUGAGACCUGGCUUUGAAGAUAUAAUCAGAAGGUGUAUACAGAGAUUUUUUAGCCUUAAUGAUGGACAGUCAUGGUCCCAAAAACGUCACUAUCAGGAAGCUUAUAUUCAAGGACAUGCUGAAACCCCUGUAUAUCGGUUCUCCUUAGCUGAUGGGACUAUAGUGAGUGCCCAAACAAAGAGCAAACUUUUUCGGAAUCCAGUAACUAAUGAUCGCCAUGGCUUUCUUUCUACCCACUUCCUACAAAGAGAGCAGAAUGGAUAUCGACCAAAUUCUAAUCCAGUGGGACAAAACAUUCGAGCUCCUGCAGUUGGAUGUUCCAGUUCUGUUGGAGGAAUGAAUAUGUCACCAAAUCAAAGCUUGCCAAUACAGAACAGGCCCUACUCCUUGGGAGAUCCCAAUGCAGUAGGACAGAUGAGUGGCAUUAGAUAUGGAACUCCUAACAACUUAAACUCUAUAAAUCUUGGGCCAGGAAUGCAAUCCUCUGCCUAUCAGAACAAUAAUUAUGGGCUAAAUAUGAACAGCCCCCCACAUGGUAGCCCUGGCCUUGGCUCUAAUCAGCAGAACAUAAUGAUUUCUCCUCGAAACAGAGGUAGUCCAAAGAUGCCUUCACAUCAGUUUUCUCCUGUUCCAGGUAUGCAUUCUCCUAUGGGAUCUACCAGCAACACGGGGGGCAACAGUUUCUCUAGUAGUUCCCUCAGUGCCCUCCAAGCCAUCAGUGAGGGUGUGGGAACUUCUCUUUUGUCUACACUUUCCUCACCAGGCCCCAAAUUGGAUAAUUCUCCAAAUAUGAACAUCAACCAACAAAGUAAAGUAGGGAACCAGGAUUCUAAGAGUCCUGUUGGCUUAUAUUGUGAACAGAAUCAGGUGGAAAGUUCCAUAUGCCAAGUCAAUAGCAGGGACCACCCCAGUGAUAAAGACAGUAAAGAAACUGGUGUUGAAGGGCCAGAGAACCAGAGGGGACCACUUGAAAGCAAAGGCCAUAAAAAAUUACUUCAGUUACUAACAUGCUCUUCAGAUGAUCGGGGGCAUUCCACUCUGACAAAUUCUCCAUUGGAUCCAGGGUGUAAAGAUUCUUCUUCCAGUGUCACUAGUCCUUCUGGAGUCUCAUCUUCUACAUCCGGAGGAGUUUCUUCCACAUCAAAUAUGCAUGGAUCCCUGUUGCAAGAGAAGCAUAGAAUUUUGCACAAGCUACUGCAGAAUGGGAAUUCUCCUGCUGAAGUAGCCAAAAUUACAGCUGAAGCGACUGGGAAAGACACAACGAGCAGUAGUGCAGCUUCUAGUGAAGGAAUAGUUAAGCAGGAACAGCUAAGUCCCAAGAAGAAGGAAAACAAUGCACUUCUUCGCUAUCUGCUUGAUAGGGAUGAUCCUAAUGAUUCCAUUUCUAAAGACAUAAAACCCAAAGUGGAAGGUGUAGAAAAUAAAAUGGGACAGUGCAGCAGCUCUUCUCUUCCUACUUCAAGUCAAGAAAAAGAAAUUAAAGUUAAGACUGAACAGAAUGAAGAGGUGAGUGGAGACUUGGAUAAUUUAGAUGCUAUUCUUGGUGACCUGACAAGUUCUGACUUUUAUAACAAUGCCAUGUCCACAAAUGGUAAUAACCUGGCAAGUAAGCAACAGAUGUAUCAAGGAAGUACCCCUCUAGGUUUGAGAAGCCCACAGUCUCUGCCGUCUGCUCGUCCUCCUUUUAAUCGAGCUGUGUCCUUGGAUAGUCCUAUUCCUGUUGGUUCAAGCCCUCCAGUGAGAAAUGUUAAUACAUUUCCCAUGUUACCAAAGCAGCCCGUGAUAAGCGGAAAUUCAAGGAUGAUGGACACCCAGGAGAAUUUUGGCUCUAAUAUGGGUGGACUGAAUAGAAAUAUGACUAUGAACCAUCAUCCCUCAGGAGAGUGGGGCUUGCCAAAUUCUAAAGUUAGCAGAAUGGAACAAAACACAAGUUCAUUGGUGAGGCCAGGAACUGACUAUAAUAAUUCUUUACCCAGACCUGCAAUGGGUGGUACUUUGCCUGGCCUUCCCGUUAGAUCCAAUAGUAUACCUGGUACAAGGCCAGUACUACAGCAGCAGAUGAUUCAGAUGAGGCCUGGUGAGAUUCCUAUGGGCAUGGGAGUAAAUGCCUAUGGCCAGACAGGACCCUCAAAUCAACCUGGAUCUUGGCCUGAUAAUAUGUUAACUAUGGACCAGGGUCCUCGUGGGACACAAAAUAGAGCCCUUGUUAGAAAUUCCCUGGAUGAUCUCUUAUGCCCUCCUUCUAACAUAGAAGGUCAGAGUGAUGAAAGAGCUCUUUUGGAUCAGUUACAUACUCUCUUGAGUAACACAGAUGCCACAGGACUUGAAGAAAUUGAUAGAGCUUUAGGAAUCCCAGAUCUUGUAAAUCAAGGACAAGCUUUGGAAGCUAAACAGGAGUCUUUUCAAAGUCAAGAAUCUGCUGUAAUGAUUGACCAAAAGUCUACUCUAUAUGGACAGUCCUAUCAAGCCCAGUCUGCAGUAAUUCAAGGCAGUUUCAGUAAUCUUCAGGGACAACAGCAAUCGUUUAAUUCAAUGAUGAAUCAAAUGAGCCAGCAGGGUAACUUUCCACUACAGGGAAUGCAUCCCAGAGCUAAUAUGAUGAGACCCCGAACAAAUACUCCCAAACAGCUUAGAAUGCAACUCCAGCAGAGACUACAGGGUCAGCAGUUUUUGAACCAGAGCCGUCAGGCCCUUGAAAUGAAGAUGGAAACCCCUCCAACUAGUGGGGCUACAGUGAUGAGGCCUGUAAUGCAGGCUCAAGUAAACUCUCAGCAAGGUUUUCUCAAUGCUCAGAUGGUGGCCCAGCGCAGCAGAGAGCUAAUUAGUCACCACAUCCGACAGCACCGGAUGGCAGUGAUGAUGCAGCAGCAGCAGCAGCAACAGACACAGCAGCAGCAGCAGCAGCAGCAGACGCAGGCUUUUAGCCCUCCCCCUAAUGUGACUGCUUCAGCCAGCAUGGAUGGGGCUUUGGCCGGGACCCCGAUGCCACAAGCUCCUCCACAGCAGUUCUCUUACCCACCAAAUUAUGGAAUGAGCCAGCAAUCAGAUCCUGCCUUUAGCAGAGUAUCUAGUCCUCCUAGUGCAAUGAUGUCAACAAGAAUUGGUGCCUCCCAGAACCCCAUGAUGCAACACCCUCAAGCCACACCAAUGUACCAGUCCCCAGAAAUGAAAGGCUGGCCAUCAGGAACGUUGUCCAGGAACAGUUCAUUUCCACAGCAGCAGUUUCCCCCCCAGGGUAGUCCUGCCCCCUACAGUAUGAUGCACAUGAAUGGGAACGGUGGCCACAUCGGACAAAUGAACAUGAAUUCUAUGCCCAUGUCUGGGAUGCCCAUGGGUCCAGAUCAGGUACAGAAAUAGUAAUCCUUUCUCUUUCUUUUUAAGCAUUAAUUGGUGAAUAUUAAUUUGUUUUAAAAUGCUGCCAGAGGGCUGGUCACUUGUGGCCCACCCAUCAAUACAUUUCUGCCUUGAUAUUUUAAAAUAAACUCCUCUUUAACUCCUCCCUACCCCACCAAUGCUGCUAGAGGCAUCUGUGAAAUGGCAUCUUGGUUCUGUCCCUAAUUAGUUUAUGACUGUGGUUUGGGCACUUCCUCUCUGGUCAUUAUUUCUCCUUGUAAUAUGAGGAUUGUACUUGGUGUCUCUGGAACCUUUCAGUUCUUGGUUCUAUAUUCAAACAUUUGUUCCCCCAUUUUUGACAGUCUAUGCUUUUACUUUUCAUAUGGCGAUGAUUUGUA
Gracilinanus agilis (Agile Gracile Mouse Opossum) is the source of this 4913-nucleotide messenger RNA. RefSeq names its product nuclear receptor coactivator 3 (gene NCOA3). Lineage: Eukaryota; Metazoa; Chordata; Mammalia; Didelphimorphia; Didelphidae. The transcript is spliced from 20 exons. The record is from RefSeq and is a predicted model, not a curated record. Gene Ontology annotation, cellular component: nucleus. Gene Ontology annotation, molecular function: nuclear receptor binding; protein dimerization activity. Gene Ontology annotation, biological process: positive regulation of transcription by RNA polymerase II; cellular response to hormone stimulus. The coding region runs from base 316 to 4539 and encodes 1407 amino acids.